AUGUUGAAUUGCGCGGUCGGCAUGAACAACAAGAACAUGCUCAAAUCGCCCAGCAUGGGCGGACUGCAAAAGUGGUUCGCUGGGCUUGUGCUUGGCCUGGUGGACGCCAUUUUCAAGUCCCCGAUCUUAGACUUUAUCUUCGCGAGGUUUGCGACGGCCGAGAAC
Symbiodinium sp. CCMP2456 is the source of this 165-nucleotide messenger RNA. The record is from the annotation of a GenBank genome assembly. NCBI's taxonomy places the organism in Eukaryota, Dinophyceae, Suessiales, Symbiodiniaceae.